AUGGGCUUCUUUGAUUUACAUGAACCUGAAGAUGGACAAGAUCGUUUUUUUUUAUAUGCAAUGAUUAUUCUUCCAUUUUGUUCUUCAGGUUCUUAUUUAUUUGAUGCAUGGUAUCAUUAUCAAUAUCAUUCAAAAGAACGUAGUUAUGAAGGGCUUUUAUCAACAAUAAUGAUUGUUUUUUCUGAUUUACAAUAUUGUGCACCAAUACGUUCACGAAAAGUUUUAGCUAUUUAUUAUAUAUUAUUAUUUAUUAUAAAAGAAUCAGCAACAAUCGGCUAUUUACUUUAUUAUAUACAUGAAAAAGAAAUAUUUAAAAUAAUAUUCUAUAGUUGUUUUUUACUUUUUGAUUUAUUAUUUACAAUUGGUUUAAUUUAUUGUCGUGUUAUGAAUGAAUAUGAAUCUCAUAUUGUUGUUGAAAACAAACAUCUAUUUCAUUUUAUGUCACGUUUAGAAGUUCUCUUAACAAUAUAUAUACGUGUUUUUAUAGAUCCUAAAUAUACAUCAUUAACACGUCAUAUCAUUGCAUAUUUUCUUUUAUUUGAUUUUUUUUCUGAUUCGUAUUCAAGAUUUCAAGGAAUAUGGAUUAAAUCAGCAUUAUAUUUAUUUGCAACAACAACAACAAUAUCUGUUGCAACUGAAUGGCUCCAUUUUAAUCAUGAAUUAGUGAUAUAUGAAAAAAUUUCAUAUUUAUCGGAACUUCUUGCAACUGUAUUCUGUGAUAUAAUUAUUAUUUUACAAUUUUUUCCAUUUCAUUUUAAAACUCAACAUGUACAAAAUAUUGCCCGAGAAGCUUUACUUUUUCAAAAACAAUUAUAUGAGAUAAAUGCAAGCUCCAAUGUUUCAGAAAGCAGCGGAAGCGACACGAUAAACGAUGCCAAGACGAACGCUGGCGAAGAAACUCAAACUUAUACGAACACAACUCUUUAA
This is a messenger RNA of Rotaria sp. Silwood1, 927 nucleotides long. NCBI's taxonomy places the organism in Eukaryota, Metazoa, Rotifera, Eurotatoria, Philodinida, Philodinidae. The record is from the annotation of a GenBank genome assembly.